GAGCGGAACCUUUCUGUGUUGUUUGACGCCAUCACGUCCGGAGCGCUUAGCGUUGUACACAGGAAGUAAAUUCAAGCCAGACAGAGAAGGAGGUUGUAAUUUGCAAGUAUAUCAAGUGUUUUGGUCAGUUAACAGUACAUAUUAUUUCGAGUUGUUGUACAUUGUUUAUUCAAGAUGCUGAUCAAAGUGAAGACUCUCACUGGGAAAGAAAUCGAGAUUGACAUCGAGCCCACAGACAAGGUGGAGCGAAUUAAAGAGAGGGUGGAAGAGAAAGAGGGGAUCCCCCCGCAGCAACAGAGACUCAUCUACAGUGGAAAACAGAUGAAUGAUGAGAAGACAGCUGCAGACUACAAGAUCCAGGGAGGCUCAGUGCUCCAUCUUGUGUUGGCGCUAAGAGGCGGCUCAACACUCCACAGGCCCUGUAUACACCUCUCCUCCCUGUCAUGAAUCGCUUUUGUCAUGGGGCCAGCGAGUGCCAACGCUUUAGGUGCCCGUCACCGUCUAACCAUGUUUCAGCACCAAGAUCUGAAACCCCACGCUCCUGGACAGACGCAAAAAAAA
Etheostoma spectabile (orangethroat darter) is the source of this 561-nucleotide messenger RNA. It is a transcript of the gene nedd8l, whose product is annotated as NEDD8 ubiquitin like modifier, like. The transcript has 4 exons. The record is from RefSeq and is a predicted model, not a curated record. The coding region runs from base 175 to 447 and encodes 90 amino acids. Gene Ontology annotation, molecular function: protein binding. Lineage: Eukaryota; Metazoa; Chordata; Actinopteri; Perciformes; Percidae.